AUGGCCGACUACACCCUCUACGCGUACUUUCGCUCAUCCUGCUCGGCCCGGCUGCGCAUCAUCCUCCACCUCAAGGGCAUCCCGUACGACCACGUGGCCGUCAACCUCCUCCAGGACGAGCAGCUCUCGCCCGAGCACACGGCCCUGAACCCGUCGGCGUCGGUGCCGCUGCUGGCCUGCCGCGCCCCCCCGCACGCGGGCUUCGCCAUCGGCCAGUCGCUCGCCGCGCUCGAGUACCUCGAGGAGAUGCACCCCGAGGCGCCGUGCCUGCCGCCGCCGGGCGACGCCCGCGGCCGCGCCACCGUCCGCGUCCUGUGCGCCAUCAUCGCCGCCGACACGCAGCCCGUCACCAACCUGCGCAUCAUGCGGCGGGUGCGGGCGCUCGGGGGCAGCGCCGAGGACUGGAACCGCGAGCUGAUGGCCGACGGGCUGCGGGCGUACGAGGCCGUGGCGAGCGGCUCGGCCGGCCGGUACUCGGUGGGCGACGCGCUCACCAUGGCCGACGCCUGCCUGGUGCCCGCGGUCUGGAACGCGCGGCGCUUCGGCGUCGACCUCUCGCGCUUUCCCACCGUCUGCCGCGUCGUGGGCAAUCUGAGCGAGCACCCGGCCGUGCAAAAGGCCGACUAUUUCAAGCAGCCCGACUGUCCGGCGGACCUUUUGCAACCACGGGACAACCUGGCCUCAUAG
Molecule: messenger RNA, 687 nt
Organism: Ustilaginoidea virens
Lineage: Eukaryota; Fungi; Ascomycota; Sordariomycetes; Hypocreales; Clavicipitaceae
Exons: 1
Coding region: 1-687 (228 amino acids)
Biological process (GO): glutathione metabolic process; L-phenylalanine catabolic process
Cellular component (GO): mitochondrion; cytoplasm
Molecular function (GO): glutathione transferase activity; maleylacetoacetate isomerase activity
Source: RefSeq, a predicted model, not a curated record